Messenger RNA from Cottoperca gobio, 5026 nucleotides. It is a transcript of the gene ark2ca, whose product is annotated as arkadia (RNF111) C-terminal like ring finger ubiquitin ligase 2Ca. Gene Ontology annotation, cellular component: nucleus. The transcript has 7 exons. Gene Ontology annotation, molecular function: ubiquitin protein ligase activity; zinc ion binding. The coding region runs from base 1940 to 3022 and encodes 360 amino acids. Lineage: Eukaryota; Metazoa; Chordata; Actinopteri; Perciformes; Bovichtidae. The record is from RefSeq and is a predicted model, not a curated record.
GCACCAAUCAGGCAUUUUAUGUCUGCAAGUCAAAGCAGAGAUGUAACAAUAACAACAUCAGGGCUGCUGGCAGCACUGCAAUAUGUCAAAUAUUAAUGUCAGCGGUUCCGUCUGUGAAAGAGCCCAGAGACAAACAAUUUGAUAUUUACUUUAAGCUUCACUUUGAGUCCAGUCUUACCGGGUCACAGGCUUCAUACAAAAGUGAUGUCCAGCCCUUUACCAAUGCAAAGCAGCCCGUCUGCUGCUUUUCUGCUCUACUUCCUCAGACAAAUGUUGUUUUCAGUUUGCUCACGGCUCUCAAGGUUGACUGGCGUCGCACGUCCCGAGUCAACAACAGCCAUGCUAAUGUGCCAUUAGCAAUAAUUAAAGAAGUCGGUUGACAUUUUGGGGAAUAUUCUUAUUUGCUUUGUGGUGAAGAGUUAGAUUAGAAGAUCAAUACCACUCUCUCGUGUGUCCGUUACAUACAACACUACAGCGGUUAUCUUAGCUUAGCACAGAGACUGGAAAAGGAGGAAGCAGCAGUUCAAAUGUAACAAUCUGCUCUUAUCUGUAAAGCUCACACAUUAACACGUUAUAACUUGUGUUCUCACUGCAUACAAAACCCCAAAAGACUCUUUAGUGACUGGGACCAGUGACUUCUAAAGACAUCGUCCUCCACAUUGUUGUUGUUUUUGCACAGAUUAAACAAGCAAAGUAGAUUAUGUUAAUUAGUGAGCUGUAGAGGUCAGGCUAGCUGUUUACAGUCUUUAUGCUAAGCUAUGCUAACUUCUCAGAGGGAGAAAGACCAUAAGCAUAUUCCCAAAAUGUUGUACUGCUCCUUUUAAACAAACUAGAAGAGCACUCGGGAAGCGUCACAUGCUCACAUUGUUAACGAGAAUGAAAAACAUCUGCUCCUGAAUGUAAUGGAUUCUUCUUUGGCUCUAAAAACAACAUAUAAAUGUAUUUAAGGGUUAUUCUGGGAUUUCUUGUUUACAUAAAAAUAACCAGAUGAAGUGUCCUCUUCAUGUUCGGCACACUGUCACUCCAUGUUACCGUUUAACAAGUCCGGCUUUAGUGUGCCUGAAACAGCUGACGGUCGACAACACUUCAUUACACACAGUACACAACACAUUAGGGCUGCAACUAACCAUUAUUUUCAUUAUUGAUUAAUCUGACAAUUAUUUUCCUGGACUAAUGGUUUGGUCUAGAGAAUGUCAAUAGUGGAAGAUGUCUUGUUUCGUCAGUGAAAAACCCAAAUAUAUUCACUUUAAUGUGAUUUAAAACAAAGAAAAAGAGGAAAUCUUUACAUUUGAGAUCUGAAAACUACAUUUUCUGUCAUUUCUGCAUGAAAAAUGACUUUCUGUGCGUCGACUAAUCGUAGCAGCGCUCCGUCCUCCAGACGUCUGCUUCCUGUUCCACAAAGCUAUAACGCUUUAAUGGGCAGCUGAAGUAGUAACGGUCUGUCCCCACCUCACCCUCCUCCCUCCUUCUUCUCUGAGCUCAGAUUAAUUUGCAUUGAUUGUUUUGUGCAACUUGAUACUGAGGUGGGACUCCCACACAUCUGCUCCGCCUCUGACGGGGAGGGUGGGGGGAAGGUAGAAAUGGAGGCGGAUAAUCUUUUUGAUUCUGCAGUUGAAUAUUUGUUCCUUCAAACAGCAGACAUAAAACAGAGCCUGAAUCUAUUCAAUUGAUUAGCCAGUGGACCAAAGACAACGCUCGGUGCUGUACAUCUUCUUGGAAACACACCAGGCCGUUAGUGAAGAUCCGUCCUUCCUGCUGGCUGCACUAUGGCAAGUGGAGAGGCAGGCCAUUGGGUGCAAUCUGUGUGUGGGUUUAGAUGGCGCUCCACAGGGGUCUCAGUGUCUGUGUCCUCCAUCUGCUGUCUUGUCUGUCUUGUCUCUUCCUGUGUCAGGUCUGUUUUUAUGUUCUCCCCGUGUGAUUGGUUGUUAAAUGUGUUUGUAUGUGUGAGUUGUUCUGUGCGUCUUGUAGUGUGUCUCUGUGUGGUGUCUGUCUGGAGGAAAGUGAUCCACGGCUCCCUUCUGAUCACUUGCCUUUAUUUCCCGUAGGAGCACACUUCACCAGGCAUCAACACAGCCAUGCUACCUCCUGCCGACACUUUCACCUGGGCGCUCCCCAGGCGCCCAUCUCAGCAGAGUUCCCUCUAGGACACGCCAGCCAGCCGCCUCAGACCGGCCUGGCCGCCCACCUGCCCCCGGCACACCACCCGCCCCUCACUGCCCUGCCUGCACCCCCUCAGUUCCAGGAUGUGCCGGGGCCACCAUUCCUACCUCAGGCCUUACACCAGCAAUACCUCAUCCAGCAGCAGCUUCUUGAAGCGCAGCAUCGCAGGAUUCUCCCACACUCCAGAAGAACCCAGGAGCGUAUUCCCCUGAACCCUCACCGACUGCGCUCAGGCUACGAGUACUCGGCCCCCCUCCACGUCCCCCAGCCGAUGACCCAGCAGCAGCGCUACCUGGCCGAAGGCACCGACUGGGAUCUCAGCGUUGAUGCCGGCCUCCCGCAUCACCAGUACCAGCUCCAGCAGCUUCCACAGCACUAUCAGCAUUACCUGGCCUCCCCUCGAAUGCACCACUUCCCCAGGAACACAUCCUCUGCACAAGUGGUUGUGCAUGAAAUCAGAAACUACCCGUACCCCCAGCUGCACCUGCUGGCCCUGCAGAGUCUGAAUCCUUCGAGGCACGCCACCGCUGUGCGAGAAAGUUAUGAGGAGCUGUUGCAGCUGGAGGACCGGCUGGGGAGUGUCAGCAGAGGAGCUGUUCAGACGACCAUAGAGAGAUUCACCUUCCCACACAAAUACAAGAAGAGAAAGCCCCUGCACCUGAAGACCGGGGAGGAGGAGGAAACAGACGUGGAUGAGAAGUGCACCAUCUGUUUGUCCAUGCUGGAGGACGCAGAAGACGUCAGGAGAUUGCCCUGCAUGCACCUCUUCCACCAGGGCUGCGUGGACCAAUGGCUGGCCACCAGCAGGAAGUGUCCGAUCUGCCGAGUUGACAUCGAAACACAGCUGAACCCUGACAGCUGAUGAGAUUUCAAACCCCCGUCUCCUUGUCAAUCACCGUCGCGUGGUUCCUGCUUUCUUCCAUCCCGGCUUGCCGGCCCUCCCCCUCCUCCUCCCCCCCCCCCUGUUGGGUGCUUUGCCAAAUGUCUCCAGACCCUUCUGACUCACGCUUCACUGAGCCAAGCCAGGAUAACUAACUGCACGACAGGCUGCAAAGGACACUCUUUAUAUAGAAGCACAUCCCUCUGGAGGCAGAAGACACACACACACACACACACACACACACACACACACACACACACACACACACACACACACACACACACACAGGGUUUACUUGUAGCUUGCUGGUCGUAAGUGGGGUGUUGUCGCUGUUGUAGUGUUGUACUGUAGGUCGCCCCGGGCUGUGUAGCAUGUCCUCAAAGCCAUGACUUAAUGUCCUGAGAGUGUGAAACACACAACCCCACACUGAGCUGGCUACUCUCUCUCUUUCUCUCUCUUUCUAUAUAUAUAAAUAUAUAUAUUUCUCUCUUUUCAAACACACUGCAAUCAAAAUGAAUAUUCUGCUACAAGAAAGCGUAACAGAUGCUCUGAUGCCAUGUUUACCUAAAGAUCAUUUAUGGUCGUAGUAGAGUAGCAGUAACCAACAAGUGAUAUCUGGUGUCCUGCACCAGCUAGCUGAGUGUUUUAAUUCUAUCAUGCAGCUUUGACAUUUUGCAAUACAGUUGUACAUUUACCUUGGGUUAGUGUCGUGUGAGUAGGUCUCGUUCACCAAAACUGAGCCCAGUGAUCAAGUCGUUGCGUGUUUAAAAAAACUAAACAAAAAAUAAAAUAGGUAGAAAGUGUUUUUUUUACCAAAAUGCAUUUUGUCACGGUGUAGCUUGAGCCUGACAGGUUGACAUGUGUGUGCUCUGCCCUGCUGUGGGACUUACAGAAUGUGUCUAACAGAUGAGUGGAUGUUUAGCGUGAGCGUGUUUCAAGGGUUCAAGACUCUGUCGGUAAACAGCGUGACCACUGGAGUGCUUAUACAACACAAAGCCAAAAAAAUAAAAGGGAUGAACAAAAGGAAACCAUCAGCAGAGCGAGGUGGGAGGAAGCUGCCCUCGUACCUGCACCUCCAUCUGGCGCAGGGCCAGCGGCACAACAAACAAUGCAUGUUUCAUCAUCGACUUGAGCAGUUAGCUUUGGUAGGGCUUCUUCAAUUUAAAAAAGGUACAGGAGGGAUGGCUCUGCAUGACUUAGUUAAUCUGAGCUGUGACUAUCUUAACACUAACAAACAAACAAAAAAGCGUCGUCAGCGGCUGCUCCCCUGACUUGUAGCGUUGUGUUCAUCCUGUCCCUCUGGAGGCACCGGUGGGUCCUCUGUUUCAUGUUUACCUUAUUGCCUAAAGAACAAGCACAUGUGACGAUAGUUAUAGCAACAAAAAGGGUUUUCCUUGGUAUUGCAUUUGGUUUAUAUUUAGGUAUAGAUUCAUGCAGUGUUUCAGCGGAGGAGAGAGGAGCUUGCGUAUUGAUCGUGUGUAUUUGUGUGACAGACCUCCCCUCGUGGUUGCUAUGCUGGUUGCUAUGCUGUAUUGCUAGAACAUGUAGAACGUGGUGCGACGGAGGCCACCUCCCCCUCGCAGUGCACGCAGACGCACAGCGGGACCCUCGCUGUCCUCUGCACUGUGGAGUCAAAGAGAAACCCAGGCUGCGUUCCAAAUCGCAUAGUUUUUACUUUUAGUACAUACUUCAGCUGCCCUGUGUACCGCAGCGUGCAGUGUCGGACCCUCCUGCUCAUACAUCCCGCUAAGGAUUGUGGGUCAGAAUAGCCAGAAAAGCGUGCUGCAAACUGCAUCCUGGACAAAAGGAUGCCUUUGACACACUACGAAUUAGCACACACUAAAUGUUUUUCUUGCAUACUAAGUAGUAUGGUGCUAUGGUACCAUGGUGCUAUGAUAUCAUGGUACUAUGGUGCUAUGGUAGUAUGGUACUAAGUACUAUGGUGCUAUGAUAUCAUGGUACUAUGGUGCUAUGGUGCUAUGGUGC